This is a messenger RNA of Canariomyces notabilis, 918 nucleotides long. RefSeq lists its product as uncharacterized. Bases 1 to 918 code for a protein of 305 amino acids. NCBI's taxonomy places the organism in Eukaryota, Fungi, Ascomycota, Sordariomycetes, Sordariales, Chaetomiaceae. The transcript has 4 exons. The record is from RefSeq and is a predicted model, not a curated record.
AUGGAUAUUGAGACGGUUAGCGAAAGUGGAACCGGCUUCCCCCUCUUAGCUGAGAGGAUUGCCCUCAACCCGGACUGUGAGACUUUCAUCUUUCGCCGCUUUGACCGAUUGAGCGCGCGCAACCUUCUACACCUUGAAAGCAAACUUGCGUAUCUGGAAUACAAGCUCGACAAAGCCGAUGAGCAAGCAUUCGGCUCUCCCGAUAACGAGACAUGCCGGUCGAUCCGCGCAUGGGAGGCCUUCGAGGAGCUCGCACAGGAUCCGGCUCGACCAGAGCACAGGCGUAUGCAGCUUGCCGAGCAGAUUCGAGAAACGCUGAAGGAAUACCAAGAAGCUCUCCUAAGGCAAAGCCAGAUUGCCGCCUUGGAACCGCCUCGCAAGCGGGCUCUCGAAGUCGCUUGUAAUCAGUCUUAUCAGACAGUAUAUGAUUCAGCUGGCCAGAAGCGGAAGCGGCAUAUUCUCUCGGGUCUUGCAGAGAAAAGGCUCGAUGAGAUGAAUCAGCACGAUCUUGUGGCCGUGAGACGACCACCAGAAAAGGACCUUCUCUCGCGGUUUCUCCAGGACCGGUGGAUGUUCAAAACAACGAGAAUGACAGACGAUACCGAAUACAUCAAAGAAAGCCACGUCAAUUGGGUAGCGGCCGGGAUUAGCACUGUGCUUGCGGCCAUCUUGCUGCUCGGAGCCAUUGUGGUCCUGCGAAGAACUGACGACGAGAAUGCUCAACUUGGAGCCAUCGCCGCUUUUACGAUUCUCUUUGCCCUCAGUGUCGGGGUCCUGACAAAUGCAAGACGGGCCGAGGUUUUUGCGUCGACAGCUGCGUAUGCCGCUGUGCUCGUUGUCUUUUUCCAUGCCAUAUGGAGCCCCAAGACGCGGGACCACAACAUCCCUUCUCGAUACUUCACGGCGCAAGCUAUCUGA